CCACCGCCGCUAGUGAAACAACCACGUGUACUUGGGCCGUCGGUCUCCUUUUAGGGGUCUUCUCUCUGUAAGUUUUGCAGUGCUUGCGUGUGUUCCUGUGGCUGCGGCAGCGAGUGAGUAUUAACGGCUGGAGGGGCUACAAUGGCGGAUUCGGGGCGACUAUGAAGAUGGAGGUGGACUUCAGCGAGGCUGUAGAGAAGAAGCUGCCUGAAGUGCAAGAGAUGGCGAAAAAUGGACAGGUACAGGAGGCACUGGAGAGCCUGCUGUCUCUGGAGAGAACAAACCAGACUGGGAUCAGAUCCCAGAGUACUGCAAGGUCCUCAAGGCCAUAGUUCAGAUGUGCUUCGACCUACAGGAGUGGGAGCUACUGAAUGAGCACAUUCUGCUGCUCACCAAGAAGAGAGGACAGUUCAAGACUGCUGUGGCCUCGAUGGUGGAACAGUGCUGCCGGUUUGUAGAGCAGACUCCAGACCUACCCAUCAAGCUCAAGUUGAUUGACACUCUCCGGACUGUCACUGAAGGGAAAAUAUAUGUCGAGGUCCCCAGGGCACGACUUACUAUGGAGCUGUCCAAGAUCAGGGAGGCGGAGGGAGAUAUUGCUUCUGCUGCCUCCAUACUACAGGAACUGCAGGUGGAGACGUUUGGCUCCAUGGAGAAGGAUGAGAAGGUCCAGUUUAUCCUGGAGCAGAUGAGACUGGGGCUGGCACGGAAGGACUACAUCCGGACACAGAUCAUCAGCAAGAAGAUCAGCGUCAAGUUCUUUGCUCUACAACCGACUCUGAAGCUGUUCAGGAGCUGA
Molecule: messenger RNA, 799 nt
Organism: Geodia barretti
Lineage: Eukaryota; Metazoa; Porifera; Demospongiae; Tetractinellida; Geodiidae
Source: the annotation of a GenBank genome assembly